AUGGAAUCCACACAGUCCCUCCUUUCCCAAAAGUCCUCAGACUCGGGGCUUCACAUUCAGCUACACCCUCUAGUGCUCCUCACCAUCUCCGAUCACAUCACCCGCCAUGCCGCACGGCAGCAACAAGGCCCGACUAUUGGGGCUCUUCUAGGCCAGCAAAAUGGCCGAGAGAUCACCAUCGAGCAUGUGUUUGAGUGCCCCGUCACAGAUGAUACAAAUGAGGCUCUUCUACCCGUGUCAUGGUUCGAGGAGCGACUGAAGCAAUUCAAGGAUGUACACAAGGACCCUCCUCUCGAUCUUGUGGGCUGGUGGUCAACCGCUUCACCAUCAGGUCCUGAUGUCUCACAUCUCCCCGUACACCGCCAGCUUCUCCAAGAUUACAACGAAUCCGCGCUCUUUCUAGCCUUCCACCCCUCUCAACUCAAAACCGACACUCUCGGAGCGAAGCUUCCAUUGACGAUAUACGAGACUGUACUUGAAGGAGAAAGCACCGCAGAUGGCUCGAAGGACAUGCAAAUAGACGGGGAAGAGCGAGCAAUGAACAUCCGUUUCCGCGAGUUGCCAUAUUCCGUCGAAACCGGCGAAGCGGAGAUGAUUGGAGUUGAUACUAUUGCCAAGGGAUCUGGAACUGCUGCAUGGACCGAACCUGCAGCCCAAGGCUCAAAUAAGACCAACAAGAAUAAGAAAGAAAGCUCACAGGUGGAGCUAACGCAAGAGGAAGAAGAAUGUAUGUCCCUGCAUGCUAAUCCAGCGCCGCUCCGCUCUCCAACUUCAGCCCUUCUGACCAGACUAGUAAUCGCAAACCUCAACACCCGCCUCAACGCCAUUCGCACUCUUGAAUCCCGAAUCUCCCUCAUCAAAUCUUACGUCUCCAGCGUCACGGAAUCAAAUGAUCCCGCCAACCCGUCCUCUCCGCAGAUGUCGCAUGCCAUCAUUCGCAACAUCAACUCGCUCAUCGCUCAUCUCUCCAUCCUGUCCCCGCGUGAUUCGAACGCUUUCAGAUCAGAAGUUCUCUCGCAAAACAACGAUGUCAAACUCGUUUCGCUCCUCGGUCAAAUGGGCGAAAGCGUCAAGGCCAUGUCUGAACUCGGCCGCAAGUCGGUUAUCGUUCAGGGAGCGCGUCAGACGAGACAGGCCCGCACACUCAUGGAACCUAACGCUCUACCUAGAAACUUUGAGGAGGACCUCUUUCGUCAAGAUGUGAUGGGUUCCCGGGCAUAG
Molecule: messenger RNA, 1221 nt
Organism: Penicillium manginii
Lineage: Eukaryota; Fungi; Ascomycota; Eurotiomycetes; Eurotiales; Aspergillaceae
Product: COP9 signalosome complex subunit 6
Exons: 2
Coding region: 1-1221 (406 amino acids)
Biological process (GO): protein deneddylation
Cellular component (GO): COP9 signalosome
Molecular function (GO): metallopeptidase activity; protein binding
Source: RefSeq, a predicted model, not a curated record